GAUUCGGAUCGAGAUUGGCGCGUCGGGGGACGCGGCCGCCGCCGCGCGGACCCCGCGCGGCGCAACACCACCUCUGCCUGCUGUGCUGCCUCUGGCCGCACGCCUCACGGUCAUCAGCGCACGACCGCAGCGCCGGACGAGGGAGCAAGACGGAACUGCGAAGCUGAGCGGUGGCGCUCGAGCCCGAGCGCGCGCGCGCGCCGCGCGGAAGCAGCACGAGCUGCUUCUGCGGAGCAUGUCGCCUGCAUUGCGUUCUCACGUCUACUCGCCCGAUUGGGCUUCUCCGCCUCCUGCCGCUCCGGGCUGCCGCCAGUCUCCGACGCCGUUGGUCUACCGGCGCGGGCAAGCUGCAUGCUGCACUCGAGUCGAGUCGAGUGCUGCGCUCUGGUGCGGGUGCGGCGGAGGACUCGACUCGCGAGUCGUCGCUCGUGCGGCCGCCUGCGGCUCUGUUGCCGCACGCUUUGCCCCCGCCUCGCGCUCCUCGCAUCGCUGCUUCUCACCACCACACCUCUCUGUCUCCUUCCUCGCCAAGCCAAGCCCCAUCCUCCCACGCCGCCGCAUGCCGCCGAUCAACACGAUCAACAAGAAGAGUGCAGGAUGGAAGGUGAUGCAGCAGUCGCUGCGCCGCCGCCCGCUCGAGCCCGUGCAGCAGCAGCAGGAGCCUCUGUCAGAGCCGGAGGAGCGCAAGCGGGCCCGCAGCCCCGUCUCGGCGUCGGCCUCGGCGUCCUCGUCAACGACUCAUUUUGAGCAGCAUGCCGAGAACUCUGUUGGCGUCGUCAAUGGCAGCUAUAGGCCCGUCUUGGCUGCAAGGGACCGAGCUGAGCAGCUGCGGCAGGUCGACGCUGAGAGGCAGCGGGCAUUGCAUCAGCUGGAGAUCGAGACGCAGGCGCGCCAGAGGGAGACUGAGCUGCGCAUGAAGGCGCAAGCAGGUGAGUGCAGCUUGAUUUGCGGUGUGAUGGCAAGGCGUACAUGUGCAACGACAGCAGCAGCAUGCCGAUAGGGCUAUGAGAGCGGCAGCAGAAGCUGAGGCAGAGGUGGAUGCGGACGCGCCGCCAGCAGGCGGCGCGUUGGUUGGGUUGGUCAUGUGCGCAGCUGCUUCUCCUCUCUGACGCCGACCUCCAUACGCUUCCAGAGCUCGAGGUCAUGAAGGAGGAGCGCAAACAAGAGCGCCGGCGCCACGAGGAGGGACGCAAGGAGGAGCGCCAGCGCCACGAAGAAGAGCGCAAGCAAGAGUCCCAGCGCCACGAGGAGGAGCGCAAGGACGAGCGUCAGCGCCACGCGGAAGAGCGCAAGGAGA
Messenger RNA from Tilletiopsis washingtonensis, 1297 nucleotides. RefSeq lists its product as hypothetical. The record is from RefSeq and is a predicted model, not a curated record. Lineage: Eukaryota; Fungi; Basidiomycota; Exobasidiomycetes; Entylomatales. The coding region runs from base 236 to 1000 and encodes 254 amino acids. The transcript has 2 exons.